Corythoichthys intestinalis (scribbled pipefish) is the source of this 3667-nucleotide messenger RNA. It is a transcript of the gene atp6v0a2a, whose product is annotated as ATPase H+ transporting V0 subunit a2a. Gene Ontology annotation, cellular component: plasma membrane; vacuolar proton-transporting V-type ATPase, V0 domain; vacuolar proton-transporting V-type ATPase complex. The record is from RefSeq and is a predicted model, not a curated record. The coding region runs from base 433 to 2973 and encodes 846 amino acids. The transcript has 20 exons. Gene Ontology annotation, molecular function: ATPase binding; proton-transporting ATPase activity, rotational mechanism. Lineage: Eukaryota; Metazoa; Chordata; Actinopteri; Syngnathiformes; Syngnathidae. Gene Ontology annotation, biological process: proton transmembrane transport; vacuolar acidification.
GGAUACGGCGGAUCUGGCAACCCAGCCCAGACUCAAUCUGUGUCAAUUGGCGAGCGGCGCGGUGCGAAUAAAGAAAGGCCCGAGCUCUUUAACCCACCAGUGACGUGUUUUUAAUUUGCUGGCGCCGCUUCAGUUGGAUUAUUUAUCUUUUUCUAGGUUUACGCUCUGCUAGCGCUGUGCUUUGCCCGUGUUUUAACGUCGUCGAGUGACAGGUGUCGAAAGGUAGCGAGGAUGAAGCCUGCCUCGAUGCAGAGGUCCGACAAGGGAGGCUUUUGUCUUCGGUAUCUUCCUUUUUUGUCCCUUUAACAGCCAGGCGACAAGGGCAAGGACGGGGAUAAUUCGUAAUUAAUCCUCGUGCCAAUUGGUGAAGAGCUUCCGAAUUGUGGUGAUGUUAUUGAGUUUGUUUUGAAAGACGCAACGCCACGUUAAAAGAUGGUGUUUCGAAGCGAGGAGAUGUGUUUGGCCCAGUUGUUCCUGCAAUCCGGUUCCGAGUACGACUGCAUCAGUGAGCUGGGUGAACUGGGCCUGGUCGAGUUCCGAGAUCUCAAUCCAAGCGUCAGCUCCUUCCAACGGCGCUUCGUCAGCGAGAUCAAGAGAUGUGAAGAGAUGGAGAGGAUUCUGGGUUAUCUGCUGAGAGAGAUCCAAAAGGCUAAAAUCGCCAUUCCUGAGGAGGAUGAGAGCCCACUUGCCCCUCCACCUAGACAAGUGCUAGAGAUCAUGGAGCAACUUCAAAGGUUGGAGAUGGAGCUCAGCGAGGUGGCGAGGAACAAAGAGAAGCUGCGCAGAAACCUGCUGGAGCUUAUCGAGUACACGCACAUGCUGAAGAUCACGCGCACCUUCAUACACAGCCGAUCCAGACACGAGGCUCUUGGUCCCCAGUAUGAAGAAUUCCCCACAAUGGAUGCAGACUCUGUAUCUGGAUACACCGGCAUGCAAAGACUCGGAGCCAAGCUUGGAUUUAUCUCAGGCCUUAUCCAGCGGGUGAAAGUGGAAGCCUUCGAGCGCAUGCUGUGGAGGGUUUGCAAGGGCUACACCAUCCUCAGCUACGCAGAAGUGGAUGAGAACCUCGCUGACCUUGAGACGGGUGAAAUAAGCAAGAAUGUCGUAUUCCUCAUCUCCUUUUGGGGAGAUCAGAUUGGACAGAAGGUUCAAAAAAUCUGUGAUUGCUACCAUUGCCAUCUCUACCCUCACCCUGAAAAUGACGAGGAGAGGGCGGACACGCUGGACAGCUUACGAACGCGCAUUCAAGACCUCAACAACGUUCUUCAUCGUACUGAGGACUACCUGAAGCAGGUGCUGCAGAGGGCCGCAGAGUCUGCGUACGCUUGGGUGGUACAGGUGAAAAAAAUGAAGGCCAUCUACCACAUCCUCAACCUGUGUAGUUUCGACGUCACCAACAAGUGUUUAAUCGCUGAGGUGUGGUGUCCUGUCAGUGACCUGGCAAACCUACGGGGGGCGCUUGAGGAAGGUUCGCGAAAAGGCGACGCCACAGUUCCAUCCUUUGUAAACCGCAUCCCGAGUGCAGAUACACCACCUACUUUAGUCCGAACCAACAAGUUCACAUGUGGAUUUCAGAGCAUCGUGGAGGCCUAUGGUGUUGGGGACUACCGUGAGGUGAGCCCAGCACCCUACACUAUAAUCACGUUCCCCUUCUUGUUCGCCGUCAUGUUCGGCGACAUGGGUCACGGUGUGCUGAUGAGCCUCUUUGCCCUCUGGAUGGUGCUGACGGAAAAAAAGCAAAGAAGGAAACGUUCCAGUAAUGAGAUAUGGGCAACCUUCUUCAAUGGGCGCUACAUCAUCCUCAUGAUGGGGCUGUUCUCCGUCUACACCGGCCUUAUAUACAACGACUGCUUCUCCAAAUCGCUUAAUAUAUUCGGCUCGGGCUGGAGCGUCAAGGCCAUGUUCACCAGUCACCAGUGGACGAACAAAACACUUCAAACGAACACUUUACUCACAUUGGACCCAAACGUUAGCGGAGUGUUCAGCGGCCCGUACCCAUUUGGCAUUGACCCUAUAUGGAGCAUGGCAGUUAACCGUCUAUCCUUCCUCAACUCGUAUAAAAUGAAGAUGUCCGUGGUCAUCGGGGUUAUCCACAUGAGCUUUGGCGUGGUUUUGAGUGUCUUCAAUCACUUACAUUUUCAGCAAAAGUAUGAUGUCUAUCUGCUGUUUCUUCCGGAGCUGCUCUUCCUGCUCUGUCUUUUCGGUUAUCUGGUUUUCAUGAUCUUCUAUAAGUGGUUGGCCUUCUCUGCGCGGGACUCCAGUCAGGCUCCCAGCAUCCUCAUCCACUACAUUAAUAUGUUUGUCAUGCAAGGGAAGGAUAUUGCUCCUCUGUACCCGGGACAGACAGGAUUGCAGAUUUUUCUGCUUGUAAUCGCCAUGAUGUCUGCACCCGUCCUGCUACUUGGAAAACCUAUGUUCCUCUACUGGAUGCAUCGUGGAGGCAAAGGCCUACGCAGGCGCAGAGGCUAUGAAAGGGUGAGGCGGGCUAGUGAGGAUGACAGUUCAGCCCCUCCGACUUAUGAGGAUGAUGAAGAGGAGGGACUUGAUGAGAUAAGCCACAGGGACAUUCGUCCCAGAAAGUUUGACUUUGCAGACGUGCUCCUGCAUCAGGCCAUUCAUACCAUUGAGUUCUGCCUUGGCUGUAUCUCCAACACUGCAUCGUACCUGCGACUCUGGGCUCUCAGCUUGGCACAUGCACAGCUUUCAGAGGUAUUGUGGGACAUGGUGAUGCGCCUGGGCUUGAGGAUCACGACUAGAGUAGGGGUGGUGUUUUUAGUGCCUGUGUUUGCCGUCUUUGCGCUGCUCACUGUGUCCAUCCUGCUGGUGAUGGAAGGUUUGUCGGCCUUCCUCCACGCUCUCCGUCUCCACUGGGUGGAAUUUCAGAACAAAUUUUACCACGGGAUGGGGGUCAAGUUUGUACCCUUCGACUUCUCGUUGCUGUCCUCGGUUUCAGAGCAAGACGGCCUCCUCUGAUGUAUUGAACACAAACGUGGAAGUGGGCCUUUUUAGUGGAUAAGGAUGCUGCAUACACUGGGACAAUCCUCACUGUGAAAAUGACAAGGAACCCUCAAAACGAUGAGAAUUCACUCUCGUAGCAACCGUUUUUUUCCACCGUGAUGAUUUGAAAACAGAAAUUUCCUACCUGCUGUACUGACUGCCUUACUUCUCCACCCUGCAAACGUCACAAGUUUUUUGUUUUAACGAUUUCAAUUGAGAUAUCGUGAAACAUUCCGGUGAGUAAAAAAGCUGCAUUGUGCUGAGUGUGAGCUGCAUUUGCUUAAAAGCAAAUUAUUAUACGGCACAAUGUACAGUUCGUAACAUUUUCUAGCAUACUGUGCCAUAAAGAGUCAUGAUUGAUUGGGUGUUUUUCAAUUUCAUCAAAUAAUGGAAAAUAUUCUCUUCCAAAGAAGCACUUUUUGGAAAUGAUUGUAGAAGCAUUUUCCCGGUUUAUGAUUGUGAAGAUGCCAAAUUGAAACAAUGUGUAUGUUGUUUGCUUAUUUGUUUAUUUAAGUGUAACCUAACCUGUAAUCUGCAUAUUAAAUGCAACCAUUUAUUGUAUUUGUUGAUAUAGGUAAUCUUGAUAUUUAUUUAAACAACUCUGUAUAAGAGUCUGAUACUUUGCCAUUUUGAUGUGUUGAAUAAAGCUUUCAAGACUCGCAAGCAAACU